UGUUUUCAUCUCGAACUUUCCCGGGGAAGAUAUUGUUGAGAAUUUUUUCCAGUUUGAAACGUUAUUUAGUUCCUCUUUGAAAUUAUAAGCCAAGUAUUAUGUCUAUACGUAGAGCAAGUCACGCAGGAAGCUGGUAUACUUCUGAUGCACGAAAACUAAACGCGAAGCUAGAAGAGUGGUUAUCUAAAGUUGAACCAACAUGUCGACCAGCGAAAGCUAUCAUAGCACCGCAUGCCGGUUACACUUACUGUGGUUCGUGCGGAGCCCAUGCUUACAAACAGAUCGAUCCAAGUAAAAUGUGAGUAGGUGCUCUAUUUUUGUUACAACCUAAUAACAGGAGAUGGACUUGGUUUCAGAGAAUCCCACUGACAAGAUGCAAAUUUCUUUUUUCAGUCAAUAAUGAAUUGUAUGCUACUGGAGAAUUUGAGAAGCUUGAUGAGGCUGAUGACGAGAAGGAACACAGUAUAGAACUUCAUUUGCCAUACAUUGCAAAAGUAAUGGAGAGUAAAAAGGAUCAGUUUAAGAUUGUUCCAAUCCUGGUAGGUGGAUUAAAGUCUGAGGGUGAAGCAAAGUUUGGCAGGAUUCUAAGCAAAUAUCUGAUCAAACCCGAGAAUUUUUUUGUUAUCUCUUCAGAUUUUUGUCACUGGGGAAAACGAUUUAACUACUCAUUUUAUGACAGAAGUUGUGGCCCUAUUUUUCAAUACAUUGAAGCUCUAGAUAGGAAAGGAAUGGAAGCUAUAGAAAAACUAGACCCCAAAUAUUUUAAAGAGUAUAUAGAUAAAUACCACAACACAAUAUGUGGUAGACAUCCUAUUGGUGUUUUACUCCACGCAGUUGAGGUCAUGCGACAGAUGAAUGGCGUAACCCAUCCAUGGACAUUAGAAUUUAUUCACUACUCUCAGUCCAAUGAAUGUCGUCACGCUGGUGACAGCUCUGUCAGCUAUGCUGCUGGUGUGCUGCAUCAAAAAGCACAGUGAUGUUCAACCUCUGCUUUCUUUGUAUAUAUAACUGCUUUUUCAUGUUUUUUCUCAGUGCUGGAAAACUUCUUACUUCAAUUUCCAUGCUUGUUUGGUUUUCGUAACUUCCCAGUGAAGUUUUGAGUCUCGGAUUUUUAUUUAAAUAUUAAGCUUGAGUUAAAAUGCUGGUUAACUAGUGUUAGAACAUUGUUAGAAUUAGAACAACAACUUUGAGUAAUAGAAGCAGAGGGUCUGAGUUAAAAUGUCAAGGUUUUAGGCUCAACAGCAGGUUGUCUGAUUAUUUUAAUUAGCACUCCUGAUAACCUGAUUUAACUCAUUAAGCACCCAGGCAGAAGAUAGAAGUCUUAAUAAUUAUUGCAUGAUGGGUCAAAAGUAUGUUAAUUAAAUGUAUAAGGGUACAAGGUUCAAAGCCUUCCAGGAACACCACAUGAAUUGGUGCUCAAUGAUGACUGUUGUUUCCACAAUCCAUCUGCAACUUGUGGGCAGGAGUCAUCUUUGCAGUCAGCGGUGAAACCAGAGUAUAUUUUUCUGGGCGGAUUCUCAGUUGUUGAGUAAGAAUUGAACCUGUGUGGAGAGUAAUUAACGUAAUUAUACACCUCACUCUCUAAAUGUUAAUACAAAAGUGCUGAUUUGUGCUGUCUGCAGAAUCCAGUGUUUGUGGCACUCCUUGGAGGUAACAGCUUGAUAAAUAUUUAAAUAAAUUUUUCAUUCACAAAAUGAAACUUACCAGCAGUUGUAAAAUGAAAAUGAUCUCUAUUACUGUAAGACUACUUGAACUGGGCCACCUGGCCACCUAGAAGAAAACAAACCAAUCAAAACAUAAACUGAGAACAAUGGACUGGUACCUUUUCACAAUGGCAAGUAAUGGUCUGUUUGAUGUGAAAACAUAAACACUAUCAACUCCUCUGCGUUAUAUGCUUUCUUAGAGAUUCACUCCUUGAUGGCAAAUUAUCAUAAUUAUAAAUCUUGCUCCAAAAAUUUAGCUUGAAAACUCAUUUUGCAACAAUUGAACUGAUUUCCCGUUAAACAGUUUACAAAAUUUAGGAUCAAAAGUAACAAAUAAACAAAUGGCAAAGUUUCCCGAGAGGUUUGCACCACCUCCCACUUUGUUGGGUUUUCAAUUUUGUUAAGAUCUAUUGUUUGGUUUAUUUGAGAAAAAGAUUGUAAUCCUUUUUUCUCAAGUAACAUUCUGAUUGGUUGACUCUUUUCCAAGUGGCCCAGCUCAAGUAGUAACUCUGUAAUACUCUCGCUUCACACGUUUAUUUUGUUCGGCACAGGAGACUUAACCUAAAAGAAAGAAUCUGCCAGCUUUAAAUGCAUUAUAAUAUAUUUAAAUACAAUAAUAUCAUUGAGUUUGUGGUUAGUGUUUCCUGUGCACUAAAGUUCUUGUUCUUUGAAUUGUCUUUCAAGAUCUCCCAUUUUCUUGCCAUUUGGUGAUGGUUACUAUAAGAGCAUAGGUUGUUAAGAAAUGCAAUUAUGGGAAACAAAAAGAAAUAUUUUCUUGAAAUUAUGUUAACUUAUAUUGAAGAAAUUUUGGUGGUUUGUUCAAGUAGCAUGGUAUUUUUGUUAUUGGAAUAUUUGCAACUGAAAAUACUGUUGGCCUUGUACAGGCAGUUGUGCACAUUUCCAUCUGCUAUUUUGCUGAAAAAGGAUGUCUUGAAUUUUUAUGCACAUGAAAAUAAAGUGCUAUCUAGCCAUC
Molecule: messenger RNA, 2676 nt
Organism: Orbicella faveolata
Lineage: Eukaryota; Metazoa; Cnidaria; Anthozoa; Scleractinia; Merulinidae
Product: protein MEMO1-like
Source: RefSeq, a predicted model, not a curated record